This is a messenger RNA of Magnolia sinica, 1442 nucleotides long. RefSeq names its product F-box/kelch-repeat protein At2g44130-like. Gene Ontology annotation, biological process: regulation of phenylpropanoid metabolic process; negative regulation of cytokinin-activated signaling pathway. The coding region runs from base 99 to 1328 and encodes 409 amino acids. The transcript has a single exon. Lineage: Eukaryota; Viridiplantae; Streptophyta; Magnoliopsida; Magnoliales; Magnoliaceae. Gene Ontology annotation, molecular function: protein binding. The record is from RefSeq and is a predicted model, not a curated record.
CUCGCAUAUUCCGACCCUCUCUUCCGCUCGCUCUCUCUCACACAUAAGAACAAAUACCCCAGUGUCACCGCUUAAUUACGGAAGUAGACCGUGAGGAAAUGAAGGAAAAGGAGAAUUCUCAGCCCCUGAGUCUAAUCCCUGGCUUACCGGAUGAGAUUGCCCUCGACUGCCUCGUUCGGGUCCCGUACCGAUUCCACUCGGGUCUGAAAUCGGUCUGCCGAGGGUGGAACGAUCUCCUCGCUCAUCCUUCAUUCUAUCGACAGAGGAGGAUAUCUGGCAAGGGCGAGGAAUUCAUCUGCCUCGUCCAGGCCCUCGUUCCGAAUACCGACGCGGUAGCGGAUUCGUAUGCGGGCAAGGAGGAGAAGCCCCGUUCCCGAGCCCACUCCCCGCCCGUGUAUGGCCUCACCCUCUACAACGCCCGCGACGCUACGUGGCAGCGGAUGCCUCCACCGCCCACACUCUCGGCGGGAAUCCCGACGUUCUGUCAGUGCGUGGCCGUAGGGAGGUCCAAGCUCGUCCUGCUCGGGGGAUGGGACCCGGUCACGCUCAACUCGGUUGCCGACGUGUACGUCUGCGAUCUGACGCGCGGCGGCGGGUGGCGCCGAGGCGCGCCAAUGUCCACCGCACGUUCCUUCUUCGCCUGCGCGGCUGUGGGCCCCACCUCAGUCUAUGUGGCGGGCGGCCAUGACAAUCAGAAGAACGCGCUCCGGUCAGCGGAGGUGUAUGACGUGGAGUCGGACACCUGGCGAGCCCUCCCGCCCAUGGCUGAGGAGCGAGAUGAGUGCCGGGGGCUGGCUUGCGGGGCCUGCCGGUUUUGGGUUGUGAGCGGGUACGACACCGAGAGCCAAGGCAGGUUCAGCUCAGCCGCCGAGUGCUAUGACCCGGUCCGCGGGGUGUGGACCCAAGUUGAUGGGGUCUGGCCAUUUCCUAACGCUAGCCCUGUCGCUUCCUUUUGUUGGUCAGGACAGCAGAAAAAUACCGAAGUAACAAAAGUCCAACCGAGCUACGACUCGUUACAUUUUCCGUCCCUAUGGUUUUUGGACAUUAAUCAUAAAAGUGUAAGAGAAUUCCACCCAACAAACAAGACUUGGAAGAUUGCGUCCUCGAUGCCCGACUUCAUCUCUUCUUCUCCUUGUGUGGUCCUGAUCGGCGGAGAUUCUUCUCCUUCCUUGCAUAAGAUGUUUGUGAUCGGCUCUGAUACUAGUGAUGGUGGCCAACGUCGCCAUCAGGCCUGUGUGCUGGACGUAAGCAGCCGUAAGUGGACCCGCAUCGACACUCCAGUGGACUAUUCAGGCUUUGUUUAUUCGGCAUCCUCACUCUACCUUUGAGCUGGUCUACGUUUGGUAUUUUGAGCAUGUAGCAGGCGCACCAAACCAUGUAGAGCAUGUUUUCUUGUCACCUUUAUGUUUAAUACUUUAAUACAAAGUGGUGCAUUUCUUAUA